Lineus longissimus is the source of this 1487-nucleotide messenger RNA. RefSeq lists its product as uncharacterized. The coding region runs from base 353 to 1294 and encodes 313 amino acids. The transcript is spliced from 2 exons. Lineage: Eukaryota; Metazoa; Nemertea; Pilidiophora; Heteronemertea; Lineidae. The record is from RefSeq and is a predicted model, not a curated record.
UACUCAGCUACUCCUGCCUAUAGACCCCUAUAAUGCAUUGCUUCCAUGCCGUUCCAUGCAUGAUGAGGGGAACUCUUGACAUUCGGAUCAAUAACGAGAGCAUGAGUACGAAAGCCAACGAACUUCCCAUCCAACUGAACCAGUUAUUUGCCGCCGCGAGAGCAGUUGAAACAGACAAUGCACGCUCGAGCUCCGAGUAUAUAUAGGUGGUGUGCUUCAAAAUCUGGUUGAUGUGAUGCACCCAUGUGGUGAACCGUGCUGUGAGAUACCAGUAGGAUACCUGCUGGCAACAGAUCUUUGGAGUUUAGACGGCUAUCACUUUCCAGAGUAAAAAGGUUGGUUCUCACGAAAGAUGCGCUUGCUAAUGAGAUACGCCCCUGGCUACACUAGGUUGCUCCUCGCCACUGUCCUCAUCUGCGCGCUCGGUUGCGCCCUUGGCCUCUUCGCCAUCAUUUCCUUCAGUAAGACACGACCGUGGCUCUCCUCAGAUGACAGAAAACGGACGUUGCAUUCGAUGAAACAGUCAGAAUCAAUAGCGGACCUAAAAAGAUUCGGUAUGACCAAGAAAGAGAAGGCAAUAGUUAUGGAUCUAUUGAAAAAGUUUCAUAUCGUUACAAGGCGAUUAGGAAUGGAAUAUUUCAUCUAUAGUGGGACGCUGUUAGGUUCAUGGCGUCAUCAUUCUAUGAUUCCAUGGGAUGAUGACGUAGACGUCAUCAUGAAUAUAUCUUGUCAAGCACGUCUUCUAGAUGUGUUAUCAAGACUCAAACCAAGAUACCAUGUUUUCGAUUCAUACCAAAUAAGAUUUAAAUUCUGGUCAGACCAGUCGAAAAGUUUAAGUCAAUAUCCCUGGAAAUGGCCAUAUUUAGAUAUACAGUUUUAUACGGGGAACGAGACUCAUAUAUGGGAUGUUGCGUCGGAGUUUGAAGACGUAAAAUACCCACGGAGUUCUGUCUUUCCACUUCAUAAACGGCCCUAUGAGAGCUGGUUCCUGCCCGCACCUCGUGAUACCUUAUCGGUGCUUCAACUGAAUUAUGCGGACACGCCCACAAUAUGCACGACGUGGUUCUAUAGUCACAAAAUCGAGGAAUCUUUAGAGGACGUAGUUGAAAUCCCAUGUGCUUCACUGAAAACCACCUACCCGUUCGUUCACAGACAGGUUGUAAAAGGCAAGAUGCAAGAAACACUGAAACUGGGAGAUAAGAUAAUUCACGUGAAAAAUGUGGAUGAACCUUUAAACAGUGUGUCUGAGCCCUAUGCUCUGAGAAGGAUAAGUCGGAGAGGUGAUGUGGGGUAGCAUAUCGUCCACAGGACAUCUUUACCAAAGAUGAAAGACAACGCAUAACGCUGUGGGCCUUUCUGUAAAUUCGGUCAAGAGCUGCAACCACAGUACACGUUGGUAUUGGUCGGACUGUUAUGCUUCCUUUAACUAACUCAUAACAUAAUAGAAAUACAUUGUACAUUUGUAUUUGAAUGAAAUUGUCAUUGCA